Molecule: messenger RNA, 1499 nt
Organism: Laetiporus sulphureus 93-53
Lineage: Eukaryota; Fungi; Basidiomycota; Agaricomycetes; Polyporales; Laetiporaceae
Product: ferredoxin reductase-like protein
Exons: 9
Coding region: 377-1378 (333 amino acids)
Biological process (GO): ergosterol biosynthetic process
Molecular function (GO): cytochrome-b5 reductase activity, acting on NAD(P)H
Source: RefSeq, a predicted model, not a curated record
UGCGCAGGAGUCUCUCGCUUUUGACGGAAUAUUUCGGACGCUGAGAAGUGAUAACCGAGCGCAGCGGGUGAUGACGUCGACGAUGUUACGCGCGAAAGGGACCCUCGGUGUUCCCCGUCGGCGAGACCCAACUUGUGCCGCCUGCCUCCCCCACCACGCCCGACGCGCUGCACGUUGGCGGACGUGUUAAUGGCAACGUAGUCGCUGGAUGCGCCGUCAGGGUGCAGCACAGAGAGAGAGACGUCGAGAGCAACGGCGCACGCGACUCAGCCCAGUCGCGACCGGCGUCUAACCGCCGAGCGCUCGCGUCAUUUCGCGUGCAAAGUCCGAGCACGUUGAGUGCGGCCGCCUCGCUGCUGCUUGCCUCUGAGCGACCAUGUCCUUCAUUCGUGCUGCUGCCUCCUCCUCCCGCGCGAUCCGAUCCCAGAUCGGUGCUUCGGCUCGUCGCCGCUACGCGACUGCCGCUGACCCGAGCAAGCCCUCAAAUCUCCCUCUUUACCUCGGUGGUGCAGGUCUUGUGGGCCUUGCGGCCUACGUCUAUAUCAACUUCAGUGCGAAGGCCGCAACAUCGAAGGCUCAGCAAAAGAGCCCGCUCGACCCCCAGAACUUUGUCGAGUUCAAACUCAAGCACGUCGAACCCUACAACCACAACACUGCCAAGUACGUCUUCGAGCUCCCCGAUGGCCAUGCGUCCCUCCUGCCCAUCGCCUCCUGCGUGGUCGUCAAGUCCGCCGAGGACUCGCCCCACCCGCUCAAUGACGAGAAGGGCAAGCCCAUCAUCCGUCCAUACACCCCCAUAUCCCCUCCUGAACAGGAGGGCGAGCUCAACUUCCUCAUCAAGCACUAUGACAACGGCAGGAUGUCCAAGUACAUAUAUGAGUUGAAGCCCGGCGAGAAGCUCGCAAUCAAGGGGCCCAUUAUGAAGAUUCCGUAUAAGAUUAACGAGCAUGACCAAGUGGGCAUGAUCGCGGGCGGUACCGGCAUCACGCCGAUGUACCAGAUCCUGGAAUACGCGCUAAAGGACCCAUCGAACAAGACCAAGUUUACACUCAUCUUCGCCAACAUCAGCGAGCGCGACAUCCUGCUCCGCGAAGAGUUUGAUGCGUUGAAGAAGGCGCACCCCGACACGUUCAACGUCAUCUACACACUUGACCAGCCCGGAUCAAACUGGAAAGGAUACAAGGGAUACGUGAACCGGGAGAUGAUCAAGCAGAACAUUGCCCCCGCGACACUCGGCGACAAGGUCAAAGUCUUCGUCUGCGGCCCGCCUGGGCAGGUGAGCGCGCUUGCGGGAAAGAAAGAUGGGAUGAAGCAGGGCACGUUGAGCGGAAUUUUGAAGGAUCUCGGGUAUACCGAGGACCAGGUAUUCAAGUUCUGAUGCCGGCGCGUUAUGCGAAGGAGCAGGCGAGAUGGACCUGGAUGCUGUAUCUUUAGACGCUGCUGUACGGUAGGACUACGUCACCAAACACUAUCUUCGCAUUCCUCAGCGUCCUGCGAGG